ACAACGAGGCACUUGACCAAAAAAAUGAUCUGUCUUAGCUCGUCCAUGUGCCCGUUCACUGCAUUCAUAUGGCCUGACUUUUUGGCACGCUGAGGACGCUCCCUCAAACACAGCUGUGCCGCUCUCCACGGUAGGAAACCAUCAACGAGAAUACACCAGACAGACAGACAGACAGACAAACAGACAGACCGGUUGCACACUAACGAAGGGCACUGCACCGAUCAGGUCAGACGAGUCAUAAACAGUGGCGUUUGGGGAGUCUCGAGGGCGAGGCAACCACACGGAAGGACACACUCACCCAUAUACACGCAAGGCUACUCUUUCGACAAAUCGACACACAACUUGAGCAAAGUGACGAGAGGCCAUCGAUUAUGGACCUCAAUAAAUAUGAUUCAGUCUACAAGCCCCCCCCCUCCGCUCCAACACACACACACACACGUCACGCGUCGCAUGUCCCUAGCUGGCUAUGCCAGUGCAUAGGCUUCCAACUCAUCGAGAUCGAAGUACCACCCCCUGACACUCGCAGGGGAAAAGCACGCCGGAGACCUGUUCGUCUCACAGCCGGGCACGUGCACCACGGCCCUCUCCCAGGUCGGCCACAAGCUGGACGGCGCAAAGGCGUGGCAUCGCUUCAGCGAGUGCAGCAUCGCGACAUUGACUGAAGGGGGGCGCUGGCCGGCCGAUGAGGGGAGGAUGCCCAGGGUGAAGCCCGACACGGCGAGGAGUGCCCUCAUGGUGGUGCCUCUGGCUGUGAUGUCGUCGACCCCACACCACUGCUGCAUCCCAGCCAGAUACAUCUCACUGCCCCCUAGAAGGGCUCCCUGGUGUCGAUACCCGGCCGGCCCCUUGAGCUUGAACACGGACGUCCUGGCUUCCAGCUUGGAUGCGUUGUCGGCCGUCACGUCGAUCUUGCCAGCAAUGGCCACGGCGAAGAACUCCCCAGUGCCCUCCACGCGACCCACGAGCAGCAGAGGCGAGCGGCCAUUGGUCGCACCGAGAAAAUGCCCCCAUUGCCAGCCAUGCUCUGACGCACGGUAGAUGCGCCUGAUUGGCUCCCCCAGCCGUGCUGGAAUCGCCCGUGGAUGCGCCACAUGGGGGUCGAGGUCGUCGGUGGCUUCGACUGGGUUCCAUGUGGAGUUUCGGAUAAAGUCAAUAUGCUCCUGCGUGAGCAGCCAGUCUCCCUCUCCCGGCGACAGGUAGACGCUCGAGUCGAUGCCGAAGAGGUCCAGAGGCCGACUGCACGGACACACACAACACACGAUCCAUCCAUCCAGGGAGUCAGUCAGUCUGUGUGUCUUGGGUGUGGCUGCCUGAGCGAACGCCUCACCUUUGGCCUUCGGCCGCAUCGGUCACAUCGGAUGUCGAGGGCCGCGUCGAUGGCUCUCGCUCCGGCUCGCUGACAGCACUCGACAUCGCGGUGGCGGCAGACGGGAUGGUGACUGAGGCGGGCUGCGCGGGCGGCACUGCGGUGCUGACGUGAACGCUGGGCGUACGAGAAUGCCUCUGUCUCGCAGCCUCUUCCCGUGAUGCUGCCAGCCGUCUUGUCCGGAUCCUCAUUACUCGCGGGAAAAGGUACAUCGCUGCCACUCUCAGAAGAUCCAUCGGCAGGGGAAGCUCUUGACGCGAAUAGACCGUGCGAAGACACGCAGGCU
Molecule: messenger RNA, 1652 nt
Organism: Vitrella brassicaformis
Lineage: Eukaryota; Vitrellaceae
Source: the annotation of a GenBank genome assembly